Molecule: messenger RNA, 558 nt
Organism: Quercus lobata
Lineage: Eukaryota; Viridiplantae; Streptophyta; Magnoliopsida; Fagales; Fagaceae
Exons: 1
Coding region: 1-558 (185 amino acids)
Source: RefSeq, a predicted model, not a curated record
AUGACUAUGCACCCUAAGAAUGAGGCCUUGAUGUGCAAGGUGUUUCCCUCUAGUUUAGGACUCGUGGCCAUGAGGUGGUUUGAUGGCUUAAGAGCAAGCUCUAUUGAUUCCUUUAAGGAACUCACUCAGGCGUUUGGAUCUUACUUUAUUACGUGUAGUAGGGUUCCUCGGCCUUUAUAUUUCUUGUUGUCUUUGUCCAUGAGAGAAGGGGAGACCCUGAAAACGUAUUCAGCUAGAUACUGGGAAAUGUUUAAUGAGAUAGAUGGGGACUUUGACGACGUAACUAUUAAGACUUUCAAGGUCGGCUUGCCUGCCGAGCAUGGCUUGAGAAAGUCUUUGACCGAGAAGCCUGCUACCAGUGUUCGCCAGCUCAUGGAUUGGAUAGAUAAGUAUAAGCGGGUCAAGGAGGACCAACAACAAGGCAAAGGGAAGAGUAAGGUUAUCCCUCAGGAGAGGAGGGAUUUUAGGUCAGACCACUCCAACAAUAACAGACCCCGAAGGGAUUUUGUUGGGCAAUCUAGACCUAUGGCUCCUCAGAUGAUUAAUACGGUGUUCUGA